This is a messenger RNA of Vombatus ursinus (common wombat), 2126 nucleotides long. Its product is annotated as leukotriene B4 receptor 1-like. Gene Ontology annotation, biological process: immune response; G protein-coupled receptor signaling pathway. NCBI's taxonomy places the organism in Eukaryota, Metazoa, Chordata, Mammalia, Diprotodontia, Vombatidae. Gene Ontology annotation, molecular function: G protein-coupled receptor activity. Bases 145 to 1158 code for a protein of 337 amino acids. The transcript has a single exon. Gene Ontology annotation, cellular component: membrane. The record is from RefSeq and is a predicted model, not a curated record.
AAAGAUAAGUCCAUACUUCCCCAGUUUCUCAAGCUCUCACUGGUGGGGUCACGGGUAGGAGGGCGAAGCUGAGGAACAAGCAGGGUGUCUAGAGCUGUCUGCCCAUCCAGUUUAGGCAGACUUCCAGGGGAGCGUCCCCCGACCAUGGGUUCUGACCAGUCUAGCGCGGAGCCCGACUCCCCCAUGGCCUUGGGUGUCUCCCGCCAGGUGGCCUGUGCCCUCCUGAGCUUGGCCUUCGCCGUGGGCGUCCCGGGCAACUUGGCCGUGGUAUGGACAGUGUGUCUAAGGAUGAAAGCUCCCCCGCCGACUGUACUGCUGAUUCUCAACCUGGCGGCGGCCGAUUUGCUGGCGCUCCUGACCGUGCCCUUCUGGAUCUACGCGCUGGCCGGCGUUUGGAGCCUGGGGCCAGUCGUGUGCCGGACUCUGGUGUGGCUGGUAAACGGGUCCAUGUUCUCCGGCGUGCUGAUCGUCUCUCUGCUGAGCGCAGAGCGCCUGGUGGCCUUGGCCCGUCCUUUCCACCUGCAGCGCUGGUGGCACCUGGCCGGGGCGCGCAGGGUGCUGGCUGUCCUGUGGGUCGCAGCCUUACUCCUGGCGGCACCAGCCACGCUCACCGCGGACCCCAGCCACUGCCUGCAGCGCCAAUUCUCCUCGGGCCAGCAGCUGGUGACGCUUCUUCUACUGGAGACAAUGGUGGGCUUUGUGGGGCCCUUCACCAUCAUCGCCGUCUGUUCAGCCUGCGUCCGUAGCCAUUUACGCAAGCUGCACCACCCUAGCAGGCGCCGGGCCAGCCGGAUCGUGACCGCCGUGGUGGUUGCCUUUGCCGUAUGCUGGCUGCCCUACCACAUGUCCAACGGGGCAGCCGUGGCCGCCGAGCUGCUGGAAGCCUCGUCGCCGGAACUGGUCACCUGGCUGGACUAUGCGGCCAAUGUGGGUCACAGCAUCUCGGCGCCCCUGGCCUUCUUGGGCAGCUGCAUCAACCCUCUGCUGUACGCUUUCGCCGCCCGUCGGAUCGCCAGGGCAGGGGGCUUGGCUGGCCUUUUCGCCCGAAUGGUCCCCAGUUUCUACAGCGAUGGAGCCCGUCAGGUGGCCAACCAGAGUUUCAGGGAAAGCGCCUCUGGCCAAGCUUUGGGUUUGAAUGGUCCUGACUCUGCCUCCUAAGUGAGGCAGGUCCAAUUCCCACGGACGCCCUCCUCUGUCAUCUUCUCUCUGCCCCUGCGGUCGAGAGGUUGGGGAUAGCUCUAGGCUUUGGAUUGUAAAUAUUCACAUUUCCAUAGUGAUUAAAGGUUUAGAUAGGGCUUCCCUUACAACACGCUUAAGAAGGGGCUAGUGCAGAUAUGAUUUACCCCCAUUUUACCGAAGAGAAAAUUGCGACGGAGAGAUUUAGGAAUCUUGACCAGAGUUUCAAGGCCAUUAAGUGUCAAAGCUGGGAUUUGAACUCAGUCUAUUGACUUCACGUCUAGGCUUUUCCCCAUUAUCUCACCCUGCAGAAAUAUACAUGGAAAGAGAGAACCGGGGAGACUGGGAGGAGGAAGGCCACCUUUGGGAUGGGAGAAUUCGAUAAGAUGAGUAGGGUUGGUGACAGGGAAAGAGUACUGCCCUCUCUCAAGAAUAAAAUUCAACAUAGUUUUUAUUUCAUAUUUUAUUUUUCCCUUAUUACAUGUAAAAACAAUGUUAACUUUUUUUUAAAUUUUGAGUUCCAAAUUCUCUCCUUUCAUUUUCUCCCCCUCCCCCAUUAAGAAAUCUAGCAAUUGGAUACAUGUGCAGUCAUCAACAUACAUUUAUUAUGAUCCUAAAAUUGCUAGGCAUUGGAAAAUAGAAAGAUAAAAAUGACAUCAGUCCCUACCUUUAAAGAGUUUACAUUCUGAUAUGGGGGAGGGGAAUACCACAGGUAGACAAGUAUAAUAGAAACCAGUAAAGGAGGCAAAGGAGAAAUCCAGACCAAGUGCUCUAGGAUUCAGAUCAGUAUAGCCACCUGUGGUUGGUUAUACAUUCCAGAACACCUAUCUUUUGACACAGAGGUGAUGAACUUAAGGUGCAGAAUGAAACAGAUUUUUGGACACAGCCGAUGUGGGGAUUUAUUUUGCCUAACUGUAUAUUUUUAAAAUGUAUUUUUAUUUUGUUAAAUA